AUGUAUCGCACGCAAAACACUGAUUUAAGUGAAGUAUGUCGUCUUCGCACCGCUCAAAAUUGUCAUGACCGAACGGCGCUGCGUCAGCAGCGCCUUAUGAAGAUGCGAGGUUCUGACACGAUGAAUGAGCAGUUCACGCACUUCUAUGAGAAGUUUGGUUUUGAUGCGAAGGAUGUGAAAGUUUUAAAGCAGUUUACCGUCUCGACCGAUCCGAAUCAGAUAGUUCAAUUAGUUAAACGGAUUCGGCUGACUUCGAAACAGUUAUCGAAAGACACGACAUUAACUGAGCCUUCUGAAGCCGAAGAGAAGUUCUAUGAUUUACUCGUGACACACAAUUGUCAUAAGAAAUUGAUUCAAUUAUUAACACAGCAAUUGCCUUCCGACUUACUUAGUGAUGUGAUGUACAUCUUAACAAACAUUUCUUCUUCAGAGUCUCAUCUCACCAAUGCCUUAUAUUACUCCAACAUCAUUGAAGUCCUCAAACCCUACUUAUACGACCAAAAUGUUUUAGAAAAUGUUUUAAACAUUCUCUCCAACAUCACCGUGGAAGGCGUCCAAAUGCGCGACGCUGUCUUUAACACUUGUGCGAAGGAUGUUUUAGUCACUGCUUUGAAGAUACAGAAGCCUAUAGUAAUGGAAGCAGUCUUUAAUUUGAUUCUCAACUUCAGUCGACAUACCCCCAAGAUCGAGUUGACACUCUUUAAGCCAUAUCUCGACUUCAUCGAACAAAAUUGCUCGAAAGAUAGUCUUUCCUUGGUGAUAACCACCUUACAGACAUACACCGAGU
Messenger RNA from Entamoeba invadens IP1, 787 nucleotides. RefSeq lists its product as hypothetical. The record is from RefSeq and is a predicted model, not a curated record. The annotation marks the transcript as partial. The transcript has a single exon. Lineage: Eukaryota; Evosea; Mastigamoebida; Endamoebidae.